Messenger RNA from Diachasma alloeum, 2166 nucleotides. RefSeq names its product F-box/LRR-repeat protein 17. Gene Ontology annotation, cellular component: SCF ubiquitin ligase complex. The transcript has 5 exons. The coding region runs from base 177 to 1604 and encodes 475 amino acids. The record is from RefSeq and is a predicted model, not a curated record. Gene Ontology annotation, biological process: SCF-dependent proteasomal ubiquitin-dependent protein catabolic process. Gene Ontology annotation, molecular function: protein binding. NCBI's taxonomy places the organism in Eukaryota, Metazoa, Arthropoda, Insecta, Hymenoptera, Braconidae.
UACCGUUUUACCACUUCGUUACUGAAUUGAAUGCGAGGUGGGAGAUAUGGAUGUGCGUGGGAGUGGCUACAGAGGGAACGGAUUAAUCAGUUUGUAUACGUACAGGAGACAUUUUGAGGGAGAACUGAGACACCGGUGACGACAGUCGACUGGGGUCUGUUUACAAAAACCCAGCGAUGGCAUCGCCAAUGCACGAUGUGGAGCAGCCUUCAGAAGUUUCUGGCGGAUCGAGACCUGUUGAUCACAUCAACAAGCUAGAUAAUGUUUUACUGCUAAAAAUAUUCUUCCAUCUUAGUCCUGGAGACAAACUCAAUGCAGAAAAGGUUUGCAAGCGCUGGAGAGUUGUAUCCAAGGUUACAUGGAAAAACAUGAAGCGCCUCAGAUUGAUCAAAACUACUUCAGGUAGAUCUGAUUACGACAAACUGCCAGAUGUCUACAAAAAUAUUCAAAGCAUGGCGAAAAUUUUGAAGAGAUGUGGACGUUAUCUGCAAGUUUUGGAACUUGGCAGUCCGUGUCACUACACAAUGAUUCCAUUCGCUCUUGAACACUGCCGGAAUUUAGUCACACUAAACAUCUCUCUUUACCCUGUCGCGUGUGAUAUGUCCAGUAUUUCAGAAAUUACAAGUCUAAAGAGCUUUAGUUUGGAACGAAUGACGAACAGAUCUGAUUCAGCCAUUUUUAGGGUCUUGCCCCGUAGAACAUUACGUGGAAUUCACCUAAGGGCAAGUGAAUACGGAUACGAUAUCAAUGGUGACCAACGCCUACACCUCCCUGACAAUUAUAAUAACUAUCUUCGAGAUUUGAACAACUUGGUAUCCAUACAACUACAUUAUUUUCAUGUGGAUCAUGCCAUGGAAGAAAUCAUAAAUCAAAAUGUUAAACUCGACUUCCUCUCACUCUCCAAUUCUAUGAUUAACGGGCCAUUUUUCCUAACUGCUCUCAGAAAUUUGAAGAUUCUAGACCUUGAGAAUGUCACCAGUGUCACCAACACGUUCCUACAGCAGUUAUCAAUAACUUGUCCUAAAUUGACAAUUCUAAAUCUUGGUAACUGCAAUGAGAUCGACGAUGGUGGGAUCGUGUAUUUGUGGGACUUACUUGAACUCAAGCUUCUUAAUCUGGAUGACUUGGGCUUUAUCACAGAUGCUGCUCUCGGCGAAUUCCACACUCUGAGACUAUUGAGUCUGCGGAAUUGUAGAGCAGUAAAGGACACUGAACUCAUCACUUUGAUGAUAUUUGCUAUUAACUUGAGGAGUUUGAACGUGAAAGGGACCAAGGUUACUCACGAGUUGCUCGUCGCAGCGAAUCGACUUAGCAAGCGCAGACUCGACGGUGUGCCACUUCGAAUCUAUGUCGAUACUUCUGUAAUCGCUAAUUGGGUAGAUAAUAAUGACUCACCUUUGCUGAUAGUCGAAAGUACAGAUAAUGUCAGAAAUCAACAGCGGUCUCAGAGACAACAAGUUUGUGAUGAAGAUGAUGAUCCGUACGACUCUGAUUAUGAGUUCCAGUACGAGGCUGGAUCGGAUUCCGAGGCCGAUGAUUGCGGGGAUAAUGUCUCCGGAGAAGGUCCCACAACUGAGCUCGCUACAUCUGAUUCAGAUGAUUGAUUGGAAACUGAAUCCAAUACUAUUACCGUGAGGUGGUAGAUCAGGGGUAUGAGGAAUAAGAAAAUUGGCCCUGAAACAUUGUAAAAGUUUUUUUGCAAUAUUUCAUUAAGGGAAUUGUUCAAAGGGAGUUUUUCAUUACAAUUGUCAAUUCUAAUUUUUUAAAAUGUACCUUUGAAGCUGUUGAGGGUUUUGAAGGGGCCAGAUGAACAUUUUUUCUACGAAUAUUGGUUAGUCCUUGAAAAAUAUUUUGUACUCGUUAAGAUUGUAAUGCCCUAGUUCGAUAAUUCUGUAAUUUGUAUUCUUGAACCUGAUGAUGUUGUAGAUUGUGUUGGUACUGGUAUAGUAAGAGUAAAAGGGCUCUGAUUGAAAAAAGUUUUGAUAUCGAAUGAACCAAAUUCAAAAAUAAAUUUCUAAAAUCCGUCGUAAGAAUUGUGAAUCUCAGGUUUAUACUAGUUGAUACAUUCAUGCCCUUCUUACUCAAUCUAUCUAUAGACUGAAAACUAAAAGUGAAAUUCUCACAGUUACACAAAUGCAAAUUCAUAUUAGUCUGGUAUAUUCGCCA